Porites evermanni is the source of this 1005-nucleotide messenger RNA. The record is from the annotation of a GenBank genome assembly. Lineage: Eukaryota; Metazoa; Cnidaria; Anthozoa; Scleractinia; Poritidae.
AUGAACGAAUCAGCUGGCACUAGCGCAAAUAAUAAGUCUUCAACAUACACGCCAUAUUCAGUUCCUUCACGGGUAGAAGGAAUAACACUGUCCGUCGUUUUCUUGUUUGAAGCCGUCCUGAUUGUUACGGGAAACCUCCUCACAAUUGGUCUCUUUGCAAAAGAGAAAAAACUUCGAAAGAAAAGCCUCUUUCUGGUUGUAAACAUGGCUUUCGCAGAUUUGAUUUCAGGAGCUGUUUCCUUGCCUUUGUAUGUUUACUUAUAUAUCGGGCCCAUGUAUCGGCUAUGGAAACGGGAUACAUCAAACAUAACGUUGCCUAUCGGUUGGCACGUCACUGAUACCACCUUCUCGCAGGCAUCAUUAAUCUCUGCUGUUUUUAUAGCCGUUGAACGUUUUUACGCCAUUUACUGGCCGCUAAAACACCGAAAUUUGGCAACCAAAGCGUACUACAUUACAAUUGUCAUCAUCUGGACGCUGGCUUUGCUUGUUUCGGCAGUGUUCAACCUUGUCAAGUACUUAAUUUCAGACAAAGCAGCUAUUUAUGCUUGGAUGUCAUUCCCUUUGCUGUUUCUAUUUAUUGUUUGUGCUUGUAACAUUGGUAUUUGCAGAACUUUCCAUAAGAGGAACGUUUCUCCAAAACAGGGAACCAGAGCAUCUCAAACCCAGCGCUUGACCGUAACCUUGUUGCUCGUAUCCACCGUCUCUUUACUGUCAUGGCUUCCUCUAGUGACUGCAAACUACAUAUUUUUUGUUGAAAACAUCACUAUACCUAAAAGGCGUUUGAUUUAUGAUAUCAUAAAUAUUCUCAACUUUUCAAACUGUUUUGUAAACUCGGUUGUCUACUCAUUAAGGAUACCUGAGUUCAGACAAUCAUUGGUUUUGUGCUUCACAAGACGCCAAACAGUUAUAAACAGGGGAGAGAAUGAAGGAAGAGAUAACAGGGGGUUUGCUUUAACGCCGGGGAUAGAGCCAUCAAAAAUAUCAAGGAACUCAAGCUAUCUAGAG